Molecule: messenger RNA, 3536 nt
Organism: Chelonia mydas (Green sea turtle)
Lineage: Eukaryota; Metazoa; Chordata; Testudines; Cheloniidae
Gene: SGK1
Product: serum/glucocorticoid regulated kinase 1
Exons: 12
Coding region: 1211-2506 (431 amino acids)
Biological process (GO): protein phosphorylation
Molecular function (GO): protein serine/threonine kinase activity; ATP binding
Source: RefSeq, a predicted model, not a curated record
CCUCCGCACAAGGGCAAAACAAGCCACAAUCCCAUUGUACAGCAAAAAACAGCUCAGGCUGGUGGAGUUGGCCGCGCAGGAGAAUGGGAGUUUUUGCUUCUAACUAGGGUUGGUAAGAAGCUCCGGUCCUUCCCCUUUAAAUGUGUUGCUGUAAGUUGGGGUGGGAUGGGGGUUAGUUAGGAGUGGUGCAUCCAGGUGGCUGUCCCCAUUAGUCGGACGGUGUGACCCGGGUGACACAGAAUGACAACACCUGACUGAUCUCUAGCCAUAGAGACAAAGGUCCCCCUUUGAAGUUGCUAGGUGCCAACGUUUGCAAGCUGCUAACAGGGACAGUUAGUUAAUGGGCAUUCCUUUGCCUCCCCCUAUUGAAAUGCAUCGGGCUCAGCGCGAUAUACACGUGAGCCACAAGUAUCCGCUGACUCCAACGGUUCACUGGCUGAACUUUUUGAAGGGGGGGGGGGGGAAACCGGGCCAGGGGGAUGACACACAGGAAUCUCGUUCUAGCGAGAGAGAGUCGCCAGAGCUAGCUAGGCAGUGUGCAGGCUUUGUAACGGAAGAAGGCCACAGAAAAGCUAGGGCUGGAACACACACGUCUUGCAUCCUUUUCAAAGCGGCCAACUUCUCCGCUUUGUCACAAUUCAAAGCCCCGUGGAAAUGGAAGCCGCAUGCAGGAGAAAAGGGACAGGCUGCGCCGUUCAAGCCAGCACGCGGCAUGCUUUUCUUUCCGUGGGCAGCGGGGCGGGAGAAUACCUGCCCCCCCCCCCCCCCCCCCCAGUCCCGCGGGGCCGGCUGAAGGUGAUCCCAGCCCCUUAUUGUACUGUAUGGCCAUGCACAGCCCUGGAAUGCCGCCGCGUCCCUGCCCCCGCGGCAGAGCGCUCGGCUCCCUGCCGGCCGGCCGGCUCCUUCCCCGGCUCGCUCGAACGUCAAAGAAGCCAGGCAGGGCGGGGCAGCGCCACGGGCCGGGCGCCAGCUGUACGAGUCCGAGCCGCUCUGGGCGCCUGGACGCCAGACUCCCUCUUCCGCAUUGUUGUUCUUCGUUGGCUCCUCCCUCUCCCCCCGCCUCGGCGAGGUCUCUACAUAAGCCCGCUCGGCGAGCUGGGCGGCAGCACUGCCUUGAUCACCGGCUGCACAGAGAGCGGCCCACGCUUCCCUGGACUAACUCAUUCAUCAGCUUGGCUUGUUCUUCACCGGCCCACAUCUUAGCUCCGCAAUGACGGUCAGAGCCGAAGCCUCUGGACCCACGUUAACGUAUUCAAAGAUGAGGGGAGUUGUUGCAAUACUCAUCGCUUUCAUGAAACAGAGACGAAUGGGGCUAAAUGACUUCAUUCAAAAAAUAGCCACCAGCUCGUACCCGUGCAAGCACCCUGAAGUUCAGUCUAUUUUGAAGAUCUCCCAGCCUGAAGAGCCUGAACUUAUGAAUGCUAAUCCUUCCCCUCCACCCAGCCCAUCACAGCAGAUCAAUCUUGGUCCAUCAUCCAACCCACAUGCCAAGCCAUCAGACUUUCAUUUCUUAAAAGUUAUCGGAAAAGGAAGUUUUGGAAAGGUUCUCCUUGCAAGGCAUAAGGCGGAAGAAGAAUUCUAUGCUGUUAAAGUACUGCAGAAGAAAGCAAUCCUGAAAAAGAAGGAGGAGAAACACAUAAUGUCAGAGCGCAAUGUCCUGCUGAAAAAUGUGAAACACCCUUUCCUGGUUGGGCUCCACUUUUCUUUCCAGACUGCAGACAAAUUGUACUUUGUCCUUGACUACAUCAAUGGUGGAGAGUUAUUCUACCAUCUCCAGAGGGAACGUUGCUUCCUGGAGCCAAGAGCACGGUUUUAUGCUGCUGAAAUAGCCAGUGCACUGGGUUACUUGCACUCUCUGAACAUAGUUUAUCGGGACUUGAAGCCAGAGAACAUCUUGCUAGAUUCUCAGGGGCAUAUUAUCUUGACUGACUUUGGACUCUGCAAAGAGAACAUAGAACACAAUGGCACUACCUCCACAUUUUGUGGCACACCUGAGUACCUUGCUCCUGAAGUUCUUCAUAAGCAGCCCUACGACAGGACUGUUGACUGGUGGUGCCUUGGAGCAGUUUUGUAUGAGAUGCUUUAUGGAUUGCCCCCCUUCUACAGCAGGAACACAGCAGAAAUGUAUGACAAUAUCUUGAACAAACCCCUGCAAUUGAAACCAAAUAUUACCAAUUCUGCUAGACACCUUCUGGAAGGCCUGUUACAAAAGGAUAGGACAAAGAGAGUUGGUGCUAAGGAGGACUUCAUGGAGAUUAAGAAUCACAUCUUCUUCUCCCCAAUUAACUGGGAUGAUCUCAUUAAUAAGAAGAUUACACCUCCUUUUAACCCAAAUGUGAGUGGUCCGAGUGAUCUGCGACACUUUGACCCCGAGUUUACUGAUGAGCCAGUCCCCAACUCCAUUGGCCAAUCUUCCGACAGUAUCCUCAUUACUGCUAGUGUCCAGGAAGCUGCUGAAGCCUUUCUGGGCUUUUCGUAUGCCCCACCCAUGGAUUCUUUCCUGUGAACAUUUGUUUUCCUUUCUUCUUGGUUUUUAAUUAUUAUAUUGGCCUUCUGGCUGAGUUGCCAGUUGACCAGUCAUCUUGAAACAGAAUUUGCACAUCUCCACUAUGGCAGCUUUGCAGCCUUAAUUUCAACUACACUGCUGGAAGCAUUUUAUUUUUUUUUUAAACAGCACAUAACUCCUCUAAACAAGCUUACAAGCAUUUUGAUUCGUUCUUCCCCCAAAGUGGUGCUAUCUCCUUGGGAAAGAACAUAAGAAGUGACUGUUGCCAUAGCCUGCUAUGGUAGAUUGUAGGAAUAAUAACCUGCUGUUUGGAAAUAAUGUUCUGAAAAGCCUUGCCUGAAGACCUGGAUGUGACGAGGAUUUUAUGAAACGUGCCUUUUUUUCUGAUGAGAUCGAGUUAAGCUCCAAACUUUUCCUGUUGUAGAGUGUUUCUCAGUUCAGUUAUGUGGGUUUACUAUGUGAACAAAUGGUAUGAGUGUGAUAUGCAUACUACAGAGGGACUUGGUUUAAAGCACCAAUGUGACACUUGCAGGACACUACAAUGUGGGGCAUUGUUUGUUUCUUCCAUAUUUGGAAGAUAAAUUAAGUGUAGAAAUUGAUUUUUGUUUUGUAAAUAUACAGUUAACUAAAAUUAUUGAAAUGGGCUCACAAUUAAUUAUAUCCAAAUGCUUGAAGAAAGCAUUGCUGCUAUGAAAAGUUUCUAUUUUUAGAAAGGUUUUUAUGGGCCAAAAUGCCCCAGCUGCAGUUGGUCAAAGCUGUUGGUUUAUUUCUUGUUUGUUUUUUUUAAAGUUGUCAUCUGUAAAGUGGGCAUUAUAGGGGGGGAAGGGGAGGGGAAGGUUUGCAUUGUAUGUAUUGUAAAAAAAAAUAAAAAAAGUCUGUACAUUCAGUUGUAACUCUAGAUGUAUAUUUAAACUUACAGCCUGGCUUGUAAUGUACACCAUCACUGUAAUGUAAUUAACAUAGUUAUGUACUUUUUUUUUUUUUUGGUGACCAAACCCAUUGGUUUGCAGUAAAAUCUUGAGAAAAUUUC